UCUCGUCGCGAGCGGCGCAAGGAAAGAAAGCAACGUUCCCGUCUGAGACGUCAGAGCUGUCUGCAGGCUUUGGUAUCGGAUAACUUAACCCAACCAGACCACCCUUCCGCGAGCAACCCACUUCACCCAUCUCUCUUUCAGCGAGCAGGUUCUGUUGUCUCCCAAGCUCCAGUCGUUUCUUCAUUCUCCUCUUUGUCUUCCUCAAGCUCCGAUAUGCUCUCUCUGCCUGGGUCGACGCGGCGCAGAGAAAUUCGCAAGUCAGCCGUCGCCCUCAAGGAUUCCACUUGCAAAACACAUGUGGUCAUAGAUUGCGAUUACGAGCACAUAAUGUCACCCAAAGAAAUUUGCAAGCUUGCGCAUCAAGUAUGA
Messenger RNA from Protopolystoma xenopodis, 369 nucleotides. NCBI's taxonomy places the organism in Eukaryota, Metazoa, Platyhelminthes, Monogenea, Polystomatidea, Polystomatidae. The record is from the annotation of a GenBank genome assembly.